AUGUCUCACGACCAACACCACGACCCUCCACGAGGCGCACCGCACCCACCAGACGAAGAAUAUGGGCCGUAUCCGACUUCGACAUAUCCCAACUACAGCAGCUCGCGAGCCUACCCAGCACCGGUCCGCGCAGCGGCCGUAGCCUCCAUAGAGCAGGCUACCGCUGCCAUGCCGGCCACAACGAUCACACUCUUCGAAAGAUGGGCAGCCGGCGCCUCCGACUCGCAGUUCAACGCCCUUGCUGGCGCAGUGGGAGGAUUCACUUCAGGCGUCGUAACCUGCCCACUCGAUGUCAUCAAGACCAAGCUGCAAGCCCAGGGCGGCUUCAACCCUGUCACCAAGGGCAGGCACGUCGGACACCCCAAGCUGUACAACGGUCUGCUUGGCACGGCCGGUGUUAUUUGGAAGGAAGAAGGUAUCCGCGGCAUGUAUAGGGGACUCGGUCCGAUAGUGCUGGGAUAUCUGCCCACCUGGGCUGUUUGGUUUACCGUCUAUAACAAGAGCAAGGAUUGGAUGAAGCAGCGUCAUGAAAAUGCCGUCUUCAUCAACUUUUGGUCAUCCAUCAUAGCCGGUGCUAGCAGUACCAUUGUCACGAACCCCAUCUGGGUUAUCAAAACUCGCCUGAUGUCGCAGAGCGUCGCGCAUGAUCCAGGCAAGCACUACACGCAGUUCCCGAAGUCGUCUAACACACCGACUUCGAGACCGACGUUGCACAGCAACUGGCACUAUAACUCGACGGUGGAUGCGGCGCGCAAGAUGUACACCUCGGAAGGCGUGCUGUCUUUUUAUUCGGGCCUCACACCAGCACUGCUAGGCCUGACCCACGUGGCUGUUCAGUUCCCUGCGUACGAGUACCUUAAGACCAAGUUCACCGGCCAAGGCAUGGGCGAGCCCAAGCACGACGAUGGGCAGCAGUCAGAGUGGGUAGGGAUCCUGGGCGCUUCGAUAUUGUCGAAGAUCAUGGCGAGCAGCGCGACGUACCCGCACGAGGUUAUCCGGACGAGGCUGCAGACGCAGAGAAGACCGGUCGCUGGAGCAGAGUACCUACAGGGCUUGGGCAUCAAGGUCCCUGCUUCGAUGCUGGGAGACGAAGCCCAGAAGCAACAGCCGAUAUCACCAAAGUAUCGCGGCGUGGUUAGCACCUUCCGGACGAUUCUCAAAGAGGAAGGAUGGAGGGCAUUCUACGCUGGUAUGGGCACUAACAUGAUGCGAGCGGUGCCGGCCGCGACGGUGACGAUGUUGACGUACGAGUUCGUGAUGAAGCAAUUGAAUCACGCCAGGGAUGAGGGCAGGAGAAAGCAAGAGAGGGACCGCGAUCCAUGA
Molecule: messenger RNA, 1323 nt
Organism: Colletotrichum karsti
Lineage: Eukaryota; Fungi; Ascomycota; Sordariomycetes; Glomerellales; Glomerellaceae
Exons: 2
Coding region: 1-1323 (440 amino acids)
Biological process (GO): pyrimidine nucleotide import into mitochondrion
Cellular component (GO): mitochondrion
Molecular function (GO): pyrimidine nucleotide transmembrane transporter activity
Source: RefSeq, a predicted model, not a curated record